UACCCGGGUCAUGGACGAGUCAGACGGCUACAGGAUUCUGGUGGGCGGUUACCGUGGCAACGCCGGGGAUCCCUUCCACUCCAUGUCCUACGACAUGCGGAUGCAGAGCAUGCGCUUCUCCACCUUCGACAGCGACAACGACCUUGACAAUGGCGGCAACUGUGCUCUGACCUUCACCUCGGGCUGGUGGUUCAACAAGUGCUUCCAGAUCAACCUGAACGGCGUGUGGUACAGCAGCAGCCGCUACGCUGGCCCCAGCAUGAACGGGAUCGUGUGGGAUCUGUGGACGGAGCACUUCAAGGGUUACUCUCUCAGACACACGGAGAUGAAGCUCAGACCAGCGGACUUCCACGUCAAGAGAAGAUCAUAGGCUCAGCUCAAGGCUCACUGCACAAGCAAUGAUGAUGUGUCUUUUUCUGGUCCUUUGUUGUAGGCUAUCCCCCCCCCCCCCCCCAACCCAUUUUCUUUUUUUGCCUUUCAGAUCCAAGAUGUUAAUCAACAGAAAAAAAUUAUUAUCAGAUUGCACAUGAUUAUGGUAGUUCAAAAUGUUAUAGACAAUUAAUUUCUUUAUGAAGAGCCACGAGAGGCAGAGAAGGAACAUUCUUGUCUGUGGUGGUGAUCUAAAGAUGAUAAAGUUGAUGAUAACAAUGGUGAUGACAACGAUAGAAAAGCAGUAGGCCCUACAUCUUGAAUGGCCCCCACAUCACAACAAAAAAAUGUCCUGAGUCCCCUAAACAGCAACAUGUCUUAAUAAAUGCCAACAUUUAAAAAAAAAAAAAGAAUCACUAUGCUGUGUCAAAAGAACCCAUCUCACUAAAGAAGCAUUUUGUUUAGAAGUACCUAGAAACUAGAACAGAUCCCUCCCAUCCAAAGAAGCAAUGCCUUCAAUGUCUCGUUGUUAUUCAAAAUAAAUUAAAAGACACCAUAUCAUUGAAAUUUC
Messenger RNA from Aplysia californica (California sea hare), 940 nucleotides. RefSeq names its product fibrinogen-like protein 1. Bases 11 to 370 code for a protein of 119 amino acids. Lineage: Eukaryota; Metazoa; Mollusca; Gastropoda; Aplysiida; Aplysiidae. The transcript has 2 exons. The record is from RefSeq and is a predicted model, not a curated record.